AAUACUCGUCUUUCUUCUGCAACUGUUGUUUUUCCCCCUCAAAAGUAUUGUUUGUAAAUCACGAGAUUCCUUUGAUUUUAAAGAAUAGUUUUUUUCGUGUUAGAAACUCUCUUUGUUGUAAUCAAGUGGUUUGAUUGAGACUGCCCCACUGGAUACGCAGUUGCUGACUCUGUAUAGACUCUUAAUCCCACUUCUUCUUCCUUCUUACCCUUCCUUUAUUGUAUUCUUUUUCUGUUAAUUUUUCCCUCACUUUCUCGAGAAAUGAUGGACAUGAAGGAAAAUCCAAAGUUGGAUUUAGCAUCUUCCUACGAGGAUCGUGUGUCAGAAGAGAAGAAAUCCACUCAAAAGAUUUCAAUUUUGGAUCAUACUAAUGGAUUCCAAUACACAACUACUGAUAAAUCCGAUUGCUUUGCCAUCGACAUGGAAAGUUUCUCUAAUGGAGUAUUCAAUAAAGAAAUGAAUCCAAAUCCAAGAAUCACAGUAAAAAUUUUUUGCAGAGAAGCCUUUCACGAAAAGGGUCGCCACCAGAUUCUUUUGUUUCCUCUUCACCCAGAGGGUCUUGUCUGCCUGAAAAGCCCAAUGUGGUGGUUUCCGGGACUACCGGUCCGCCACCAACCAACAAGUUCAUCAUCAGAUAACCAUCACAACCGGCAGUAUCACUGCAGCAACCGAAAGCAGAUUUAAUCCGAGGAGAAAUAGUUGUAGACGGCCUCCUCCGCCAUGGCUGCUUGAUCCCAAGAGGGUUCUCAUGUUAUUUGCCACAUUGUCAAGCAUAGGCACGAUUUUGCUGAUAUACUUUACCUUGUCGAUGAGCAAAAAUGGAGAUCAAUAGCCGGAAAAGACGACUCGCCAGUGUAAUGCUGAUUAAAAUAUGUUGCAGAACAAUAUACACAUGGGAGUUCAAUGCUUGACAAGUAGAAAUGGAUGCAAGUGAAGAGCAAAAAGAAACAAAUGGGGCCAUGGGAUGACAAAAGCUAAUCAACCUUCCAUUAAGAUGGUUUCUUAAAAGGAAUUUUGGAGAAGAAGACAAGGACUUACUCCACUAAGACAAAGAGAGGAAGGU
Hibiscus syriacus is the source of this 1063-nucleotide messenger RNA. RefSeq lists its product as uncharacterized. NCBI's taxonomy places the organism in Eukaryota, Viridiplantae, Streptophyta, Magnoliopsida, Malvales, Malvaceae. The transcript has 5 exons. Bases 262 to 684 code for a protein of 140 amino acids. The record is from RefSeq and is a predicted model, not a curated record.